AUGGCACAUGAUGGUGUGUCGCAUAGAAUAUUGGUGGUCAGUAUCGACAUUGGAACCACUUCCACUGCUGCGUCCUACUGGAUUGGCUUUGACUCUGGAAACUCAGAGGCAAGGGACAUCCGAACCAUAGACGACUGGCCAGCACUCAAAUAUAACGACCGAAACCAGAUGAAAGUGCCGACACUCAUCGACUAUGGCUCUGAAAGCACGACAUGGGGAUACAUGAUACCAGAAGGCGCUACACGAGUACCUUUCAUCAAGCUCCUCAUGCUAGAUAAGAACGACCUUCCACUGUGGUUGCAAGACAACGACUCGAUAAAUUCUGCAAUAGUGCAGCUUAUGCGACUAGGCAGAAGUCCAAUGACCGUCAUGGCCGAUUUUCGGGCUGUUAUUGGUGGCGUCCCGGCCGAUGAAGCAUUUCGAAACCUGGUGAAGGGUCAGGUUGGUGCUCGAGUCUGGGAGAAUAUUGACCCACGCGACAGAGAGAGCAACUUUCACACCGGUUGGGACCAUAACUUGAAGCGCAACUUUGAUGGGACCCAAGAGCGAUACGAUUACUGCAUCGGCGACUAAAGCAUCUCCCUCAGCAGAUGACAGAUCGAAAAGUGCAUCGAUGUCGUAAUUUUCGGCACUUUUAAGCUCGUGACGAAGCAGCUUCGGGCCAUUCAACAGGAGACCGGAAGAUCUGCAACCUAUAUCUUUCUCGUGAGUGGUCUCGGAUGCAGUGUAUGGCUUCACAAGAAGGUUGUUGCCGCUUUCUCAGGAGUUACGGUCAUCAAGGGACUUGGCAAUGAGCCGUGAGUCACUCCGCAAAUAUCAACCAGUGCUUUGCCAGUACUGACAGAGAACAGAAGAAAGGCAGUUGGCGAGGGUGGCGCGCUAA
This is a messenger RNA of Truncatella angustata, 883 nucleotides long. RefSeq lists its product as uncharacterized. Bases 1 to 573 code for a protein of 190 amino acids. The transcript has 2 exons. NCBI's taxonomy places the organism in Eukaryota, Fungi, Ascomycota, Sordariomycetes, Amphisphaeriales, Sporocadaceae. The record is from RefSeq and is a predicted model, not a curated record.